AUGAGUUUCCGUAUCUGGGCGUUGAUCAUUCUGGCCAUUCUUGCUGGUGGAGCAAUGUUUGCAGUGAUUUUUUUGGAUCGAAUGGGUGAGCGAGAAAUGAAUGGGAUCAUCACGAAUUCAACAGAGGCAUUCAAUUCGACUGAUCUCGACAAAGAUCUAUGCUCUGAUUCGGAAAAUAUUGUCGAGUUCUCAAACGAUUCAUGGAAGUGCACAAAUGAUUCACGUUGUCAAGAGGACACUUGUGCUCAUCCAAAGAACACGAAUUCAAGUCACACUUUGAAUUGUUCAAUGGAUGAAAUAAUGGAUAAAAUUCGAUUCACUUGGAUAUCGGAGAUGAUCAAAUUCGUACUCGGAUGUCUUUUGGUGGCGCUGGUGGCAGCGGAUACUUAUUGUAACUAUGACCUCGUUGGAGAUGAGAUCUUGGUCGAAGCAGUACCCAUCGGAGACUAUCAGACAUCCGGAAAUGAUGCGGCGAGUACAUUGACGACAUUGACGACUUCAAGUUGGCGAGGGAGCCAACUUGAAGCAAGACACCAAUUUUUGCUACAAAAGCGCUUUCAAGCAAAUCGGCAACGAUUACUAUUUCUU
Mesorhabditis belari is the source of this 588-nucleotide messenger RNA. The record is from the annotation of a GenBank genome assembly. NCBI's taxonomy places the organism in Eukaryota, Metazoa, Nematoda, Chromadorea, Rhabditida, Rhabditidae.